AUGGACUACACUUUGGCCCUCCUGUUUUCUCUGCUGCACAUUUUUAGUGUGGGUACAGCUGCUCCUCUUCCAGUGGAAGUAGUGAAGAUGAAAUCAAAAGUGAAAUGGAUGGCCGAACAGCUUGUGGCCAGGCUGAACAAGGACUUUGAGGUCCCUGAUGGUCUGGCACUCAGUGCAUCUGCUGAUGAACUGAAUGGACCUUCCUCAAUAGUGGUGGUCUUGGAGGGUUAUAACAGCCUGAUCUCUGACACCCUCAGUGGGGUCUCCCAGGUCAAAUUUGACAUCUCUUCACUGACGGGUUACAUCAAUCAGUGGAGGCAAAGCCACUGCAGUGAGCAGCGGCCAAAGCCUUCAGUGUCUGGGCCGCUGCAAGAGCUACAGAGCCGAAAGGAGUUCAUUCACACCGUGAGCAUCGAGGCUCUCAUGAGACUGAAGGAGUUCCUCAAUCUGCUGCUGAAAAAUCUGGAUCAUCUUGAGACUUGCUAAAAGACAGACAUUGGGACUAAUAUUUGUGAGUGGCUUGCCUUCGUUUUGAAAAAUCCCAUCCCAAAAAAACAGUAAGUCUGCAUCAGUGAUGUUGACUUCCCAACUUGCCAUGUCAAAAUUUUGUUUUGAAGGAAAUGUAUUCUUGAACAUGCACUUAUUUAUAUACAUAUGUAUUUAUAUACUUUGUAAAAAUAUUUUGUAACAUUGUCUCCUUAUCCGGCUACACGGUGGUGUAGUGGUUAGCACUCUCGCCUCACAGUAAGAGGCUCCUUAUCAGGAUAAUUGCAGAAAAAGUGUAGUUUCUGCAGGAUUGUUUUUAUGCAAACCGAUCUUGGCACACAAGAGAUAAAUCAUAGGUAGGUUUGAGCUAUGACACCACUGUUGUAUCAACAAAGAGCUUGAAGUUAAAAAUAUGGAUUAUAUAUUAAUUCAGUCAUGAAGCUGAAUCAGCUGUGUAAGGGCUGGCUGCAGACAGAGAAAAUGUCAUGAUGAGUAGUGAUAUCAUCAUUGGAAAUUCCUGAAAACAGGAUGAAAGUUUCCAAGAAUAACAAGUGUGUUUGUAUAAU
Messenger RNA from Centropristis striata (black sea bass), 1052 nucleotides. Its product is annotated as leptin-like. The coding region runs from base 1 to 486 and encodes 161 amino acids. The transcript is spliced from 2 exons. The record is from RefSeq and is a predicted model, not a curated record. NCBI's taxonomy places the organism in Eukaryota, Metazoa, Chordata, Actinopteri, Perciformes, Serranidae.